Lactuca virosa is the source of this 1881-nucleotide messenger RNA. NCBI's taxonomy places the organism in Eukaryota, Viridiplantae, Streptophyta, Magnoliopsida, Asterales, Asteraceae. The record is from the annotation of a GenBank genome assembly.
AUCCAAACAAACCAAGUAGGGAUUCAAAUUUUGGAGAAAAAACUCCACAAGAAAACAGGAUACGAGUCAUACGACUGGGUGUCGAACGAACCAAAUAGAAUUCAGAAUACGUGCCUCUUCAGAUGAAUCACAUGAUCAUCAACUAACAAUUAGGGUUUAAAGAAACCCCAACUUUAUCAAGGGUUCAAGCUAACAAUUGCCGAGCUGUGGUGAAACCAAAAUUGUUAUGAUUGGACUCUGAUUGACCUGAAGAACAGAGGAUUUUGAAUAUGGAAAUUGUGAAGUUUUUAUUUUAAGAGAGAGAGAGAGAGAGAGAAGAGAGAGAGAGAGAGAGAGAGAGAGAUCACGGGUUUCAGUUCAUAUGCUGUUCUGAAGCAUUUGAUCGAAAAACAUAAAGUCAACAAACAACAAUGGCGAGAUGGUCCGGCGGUUUUAGAUGCUUGCUUCUUCUCGUUGCAAUCGCCUUCAUCUAUACCCAGGUGAGGCUGUUUAAGGCCCAAUCUGAGUAUGCAGACAAAAUUGCAGUUGCAGUGGAAGGGGAAAAUCAUUGUACAAGCCAGAUGCGGUUUUUGAUUGAUGAGAUAAGUAUGCAGAAACAAAAGGUGGUGGUUUUGGAAGAAAAAGUGAGACGCCAAGAAGAGGAGUGUGAGCAAUUGAGGACACUUGUUCAAAAUCUUGAAAGGAAAGGAGUGAAAAGCUUGUUUGAACAAGUAAAGGCACCAGUUGCAGCUGUUGUUAUUAUGGCUUGCAAUCGUGCUGACUAUCUAGAAAGGACUAUCAACUCUAUUUUUAAGUAUCAUGGCACUGUUGCAUCAAAAUUUCCGGUUUUUGUAUCCCAGGAUGGGUCAAAUUCUGAUGUUAGAACAAAGGCUAUGAGUUACAAUCAGUUGACCUACAUGCAGCACUUGGAUUAUGAACCUGUGGAUACUGAAAGGCCUGGGGAAUUAAUUGCAUAUUACAAGAUUGCACGCCACUACAAAUGGGCACUGGAUCAAUUGUUUUACAAACAUAAUUUUAAUCGGGUCAUCAUACUUGAAGAUGAUAUGGAGAUCUCUCCUGACUUUUUUGAUUAUUUUGAGGCUGGAGCAGACCUCCUUGACAAAGAUAGGUCCAUCAUGGCUAUCUCCUCAUGGAAUGACAAUGGGCAAAAGCAAUUUGUGCAUGAUCCUUAUGCAUUAUAUCGUUCAGAUUUCUUUCCUGGGCUUGGAUGGAUGCUAUCUAAACCUACAUGGGAUGAGUUAUCUCCAAAAUUACAAGAAAAUCACAAAGGGCGACAGUUUAUUCGUCCUGAAAUUUGCAGAACAUACAACUUUGGUGAGCAUGGUUCUAGUUUGGGCCAGUUCUUCAAUCAAUACCUGAAACCUAUUAGGCUGAAUGAUGUCACCAUUGAUUGGAAAAAGAUGAACUUGACAUACUUAAUGGAGGAUAAAUAUGUAAACCAUUUUGCAAACAUGGUGAAAGAUGCAAAGCCUCUUUAUGAACCUAAUCUUGUUCUAAAGACAAACAAUGUAGAUGGAGAUGUGCGUAUACAAUAUACAGAUCAAACAGAUUUUGAAGACAUUGCUCGCCAAUUUGGCAUUUUUGAAGAAUGGAAGGAUGGUAUACCAAGAACUGCUUAUAAGGGAUGUAAUAUGAUAUUGAAAAAAUUGCUUUAGACCAUCUCUUUCUCCACAAGACGCAGAAUCAAACACACAUAAACAUAUUUAUUAUAUUUGUAGAGAGAGGUACAUUGUACACAAACACAAUCUUUCUAAUUUGUAACAUUUAUUUUAUUUGCUCUCAUAAAACAGCUAGAUUGAUCCAAUCCUUUCAUUUUGAAAUGUAUGAUUUCUUUUUCCUAUGUAUCACAUUCAUUAAUUCUGAGAAAACCAUUUAUCAUUC